CUCGGGUUUGUGUGGUCUCUCUCCCUCCACCCAAAACCAGAGGGAGAAGAGCAGAGGACCCCAGGAACUCUCCCCAUGGCGGCCACCAUGGACAUCCUCUCCGCGAAGCUCCUCCGCUCCUCCCUCCACCUCCCUUCCCCCUUUCUCCCCUCCCCGUCCCUCCCCUCCCGCCGCCACCGCCGCCCCUCCCCAAUCCACUGCCGCCUCACCACCUCCUCCUCACCCUCCACCACCACCACUUCCGAGGGGGACGCGGACCAGGACCUCUCCUCCCUCCUCUCCGACGACUCUUCCUACGCGGGCAUCGCGGGGUCCAGGAGGAAGCGGUCCAACAGCGGCGCGUCGAGCAUCCCGUCCGGGGUGCGGCUGGAGGGCAUCUCCAAGUCGUACAAGGGCGUGACCGUCCUCAAGGACGUGUCCUGGGAGGUGCAGCGCGGGGAGAAGGUGGGGCUCGUCGGCGUCAACGGCGCCGGCAAGACCACGCAGCUCCGCAUCAUCGCCGGCCUCGAGGAGCCCGACGGCGGCAACGUCGUCAAGGCCAAGGACAACAUGAAGAUCGCCUUCCUCAGCCAGGAGUUCGAGGUCUGCGCCUCCCGGACCGUCAGGGAGGAGUUCCUCAGCGCCUUCCAGGAGGAGAUGGGCGUCAAGAGCCGACUCGACCAGGUGCAGGCGGCGCUCGAGCGCGCCACCGAGGACAUGGACCUCAUGGGGAGGCUCCUCGACGAGCUCGACCUGCUGCAGCGCCAGUCGCAGGACGUCGACCUCGGCAUGGUGGAGGUCAAGAUUCAGAAGCUCAUGCCCGAGCUCGGCUUCGUGCCGGAGGAUGCUGACCGCCUUGUUGCAUCGUUCAGUGGCGGCUGGAAGAUGAGGAUGUCAUUGGGGAAGAUACUUCUUCAGGAUCCUGAUUUGCUGUUACUUGAUGAGCCCACAAAUCAUGUCGAUUUGGACACCAUCGAGUGGCUAGAGAGCUACCUUAAGAUGCAGGAUGUGCCAAUGGUCAUCAUAUCUCAUGACAGGGCUUUCCUUGAUCAGUGCUGUACAAAGAUUGUGGAGACCGAAUUUGGCGUGUCCAAAACAUAUAAGGGUAACUAUUCGGAAUAUAUUCUAGCAAAGGCAAUAUGGGUGGAAACUCAGCGUGCUGCAUGGGAAAAGCAGCAGAAGGAGAUUGAGCACACAAGGGAACUGAUAAGUAGGCUUGGGGCUGGAGCUAGCUCAGGGCGUGCUUCAAGUGAACAAAAGAAAUUGGAAAAGCUUGAGAAAGAAGGGUUGAUUGAGAAACCUUUCCAAAGGAAGCAGUUAAAGAUCAGAUUUCCUGAGCGUGGGAGAAGUGGUAGAACUGUGUUAGCAAUAAAUAAUCUCAAAUUUGGAUUUGGGGAUAAGGUAUUGUUCAACAAUGCUAAUCUCAUAGUUGAGAGAGGCGAAAAGAUAGCCAUUAUUGGUCCCAAUGGAUGUGGGAAGAGUACACUAUUGAAACUUGCUUUGGGGAUGGAAAAGCCACAAGAAGGUGAAGUGCUUCUUGGGGAGCAUAAUGUGCUGCCAAACUAUUUCGAGCAGAAUCAGGCAGAAGCUCUUGAUUUGGAGAAAACUGUGCUUGACACUGUAGCUGAAGCUGCAGAGGAUUGGAAAAUUGAUGAUAUUAAAGGUCUCCUCGGUCGUUGUAAUUUUAGGGAUGACAUGCUGGAUAGAAAGGUUCAAUUUCUAAGUGGCGGAGAGAAGGCAAGGCUUUCCUUUUGCAAGUUCAUGGUGACCCCAUCUACUUUACUGAUCUUGGAUGAACCAACAAAUCACCUUGAUAUUCCAUCAAAAGAAAUGCUUGAGGAGGCAAUAUCUGAAUACACAGGCACCGUCAUAGCAGUUUCUCACGAUAGGUAUUUUGUAAAACAAAUAGUUAACAGAGUCAUCGAAGUUAAAGACCAGACUGUCCAGGAUUAUCAAGGAGAUUAUAAUUAUUACCUCGAAAGGAACCUUGAGGCCAGAGAGAGGGAGCUUGCACGUGCGGAAGAGCUUGAGGAGAAAGCCCCAAAAGUAAAAGCCAAAUCAAAAAUGUCGAAGGCGGAGAAAAUUGCAAGGAAGAAACAGAAGGUGCAGGCCUUCCAACAAAGCAAGCAGAAAUCGAAAUCGAUGAAAAACUCAAAGAGGUGGAACUGAGGUGUCAUGGUCCCUGAUUGACAGUGCCAUUCACAGCACCAUACGCAUCUGUGCAGCGUGAUGCUGGUUCCAACCAGGCAGGCCCCUGGUGUGCUGUAAAGAUAUAUCCCGUCUAUCAAUGUCAGCAACGGCAUGCAUACGUCAGCAACCGCCAAGGCGAAAAUCCUAGUAUAGCAUAUUAUAGAAGACCAAAUGAUGUUACUUAGGAGGAAUGUGAUUUGUAACCUUGUACAUAACACAGGCAGUUUCUGAUCAAGGAAUGCUUCAUUUUGUAACGAUUGACAAAUGGCAUCAUUUGUGUUCUUCCAGCUGUGCCACUCCAACUGAAAAACCACACAUUGUAGUACAAUGCCACUGCUAUUGAGCAGUUCUAUCCCCAUAUGAAAAUCAUCUGUACUACCACUAAUUUGUACUUGCUGACGAUCAAUGAUACAGAGCAGGAUGGUUCAUGUUU
Molecule: messenger RNA, 2602 nt
Organism: Brachypodium distachyon (stiff brome)
Lineage: Eukaryota; Viridiplantae; Streptophyta; Magnoliopsida; Poales; Poaceae
Product: ABC transporter F family member 5
Exons: 9
Coding region: 76-2148 (690 amino acids)
Molecular function (GO): ATP hydrolysis activity; ATP binding
Source: RefSeq, a predicted model, not a curated record